UUCGUUUUGUUGGUGUUUGGUGGACUAUUGUGUAUUGACAGAAACGUGCGCAUGAAUUGCGAUUUAAUAUUGGAUAUAUAAAAUAUCAAUAAAGUUGCAUAAGUAAUACUGUUUGUCGUUUAUAGAAAAGACUUAAUAUAAAAAUGAGUAGCGAUCCUGAAAAGUUUGAUUCCAUGCUUCUUGCAAUGGCACAACAACAUGAAGGUGGUGUUAAAGAUCUACUGGGAACAAUAGUUAGUUUCUUAGCAAGAAAAACUGAUUUCUUUACCGGAGGUAAAGAUGGAGAAUGGGAAAAGAUAGUAAAAGACACGUUUUAUAAACAUGCCAAGAAAGCUCAAGAGGAAGCCGAUAAAAUAAAGAAAGAAAAAGAAGAAGCUGACAGAAGGCUUAAGGAUAUUCAGCAGAAAAAAGAACAAGAACGUCUAGCACGAGACUUUGAACCGGCUACUGUGAAGGAACUUACAGAAGAAGAAGCCGUUGAGUUACAAGAGGAUAUUGAUAAAGAUAAAAAGAAUAAAAAUGAAAAUGGCAGUGGUGAUGUUGCCGCUAGUGACACUGAAAUAGCAGAUGCAGCUGAGGACGAUGAUCCUAAGGAAAAAGGCAAACUAAAGCCGAACUCUGGCAACGGCUGUGACCUCGAACAUUAUAGAUGGACCCAAACUUUGGAAGAAGUUGAGCUUCGCGUACCAUUACGUCAAGUUCUUCGUCCUCGUGACCUGACGGUGAUUAUUAAUAAGCGGCACCUCAAAGUGGGAAUUAAAGGGCAACCGCUCAUCAUCGAUGGAGAAUUGGAUUCCGAUGUCAAAAUUGAAGAAUCCACUUGGGUGCUACAGGAUGGACGUAAUUUACUCGUCAAUUUGGAAAAGGUUAACAAAAUGAAUUGGUGGAGCCGCCUCGUCACCACCGAUCCCGAAAUUUCCACUCGGAAAAUCAAUCCAGAACCAUCGAAAUUAUCGGAUUUAGACGGAGAGACAAGAGGGCUGGUUGAGAAAAUGAUGUACGAUCAAAGGCAAAAAGAAAGGGGACUACCGACCAGCGAGGAACAGAAGAAACAGGAUGUACUUAAGAAAUUUAUGGAACAACAUCCGGAAAUGGAUUUCUCGAAGUGUAAAUUUAAUUAAAGAUGAAUAAACUUAAACGUAUCCAAUAUUUCGAUGUCGACGAGCUAUGACUCGCUUUAUUAAAAUAAGAGCUGGUUAUAUUGAUUGUAAACGUUGCAUGUCGAUUUCAUUACUUGAAAAUUAAUAGUCGAGCAAACAAGUUGUCUGUCGAGCCUUAAACUUAUUGAUUUUUUUCAAAUCGUAUCCAUUAAAAUAUAACCAUAUGUCGUUUCGACUUAGAUAAAAGUUAAAUAAAACUCGUUUACUAGUCAAUAGUAAUAUUUCAACCGAUUCGUUACUUGAUUUGCUUGGUAAAAACUAUGAUGUUUAUUUAAUAAAGAAAUAUAUGUUUUA
Nymphalis io (European peacock) is the source of this 1454-nucleotide messenger RNA. It is a transcript of the gene nudC, whose product is annotated as nuclear migration protein nudC. The record is from RefSeq and is a predicted model, not a curated record. Gene Ontology annotation, cellular component: cytoplasm. Lineage: Eukaryota; Metazoa; Arthropoda; Insecta; Lepidoptera; Nymphalidae. Bases 144 to 1121 code for a protein of 325 amino acids. The transcript has 8 exons. Gene Ontology annotation, biological process: protein folding.